This is a messenger RNA of Rattus rattus (black rat), 3986 nucleotides long. RefSeq names its product ubiquitin specific peptidase 8 (gene Usp8). NCBI's taxonomy places the organism in Eukaryota, Metazoa, Chordata, Mammalia, Rodentia, Muridae. Gene Ontology annotation, biological process: protein K63-linked deubiquitination; Ras protein signal transduction; protein K48-linked deubiquitination. Bases 67 to 3312 code for a protein of 1081 amino acids. Gene Ontology annotation, molecular function: cysteine-type deubiquitinase activity. The record is from RefSeq and is a predicted model, not a curated record. The transcript has 18 exons. Gene Ontology annotation, cellular component: extrinsic component of endosome membrane; extrinsic component of plasma membrane; postsynaptic density.
GAAAGAACUCCUUUUCAUGAACCACAUUAUCCGUUUGUUGAAGUAGAAAAGCAAGAAUCAUUCAUCAUGCCUGCUGUAGCUUCAGUUCCUAAAGAACUCUACCUCAGUUCUUCACUCAAAGACCUCAAUAAGAAGACAGAAGUUAAACCUGAGAAAACCAGCACCAAGAAUUAUAUACACAGCGCUCAGAAGAUUUUCAAGGCAGCAGAAGAAUGCAGACUAGAUCGUGAUGAGGAAAGGGCCUACGUGCUUUAUAUGAAAUAUGUGGCGGUUUAUAAUCUUAUCAAAAAGAGACCUGAUUUCAAGCAACAGCAGGACUAUUACCUUUCAAUACUUGGACCUGCAAACAUCAAAAAGGCUAUUGAAGAAGCUGAAAGACUCUCUGAGAGCCUCAAACUGAGAUACGAAGAGGCUGAAGUUCGGAAACAGCUUGAAGAAAAGGACAGACGGGAGGAAGAACAGCUGCAGCAACAGAAAAGGCAGGAGAUGGGAAGAGAGGAUAGUGGUGCGGCGGCCAAACGCUCCGUGGAAAAUUUACUGGAUUCCAAAACCAAAAUCCAAAGGGUCAAUGGAGAGAAGAGCGAAGGAGGUGCAGCAGCAGAGAGAGGAGCAGUCACAGCAAAGGAGCUAUAUACAAUGAUGAUGGAUAAAAACACAAGCCUGAUUAUAAUGGAUGCUCGGAAAAUACAGGAUUAUCAGCAUUCCUGUAUCUUGGGCUCUCUCAGUGUUCCUGAAGAAGCUAUCAGUCCAGGAGUCACUGCCAAUUGGAUUGAAGCAAAGCUUUCAGAUGAUUCUAAAGACACGUGGAAAAAAAGGGGGAGUGUGGACUAUGUGGUCCUGCUGGACUGGUUUAGUUCAGUGAAAGAUUUGCUGCUCGGGACCACGCUACGGAGUCUGAAAGAUGCUCUUUUCAAGUGGGAAAGUAAAGCUGUCCUGCGCCAUGAGCCCUUGGUGCUGGAGGGUGGCUAUGAGAACUGGCUCCUGUGCUAUCCACAGUUCACAACAAAUGCUAAGGUUACUCCACCCCCUCGGAGCAGGCCUGAAGAGGUGUCUGUCUCAUUGGAUUUUACUUAUCCCUCACUGGAAGAACCAGUUCCUUCCAAACUUCCUGCCCAGAUGCCACCUCCUCCUUUAGAAGAAAAUGAGAAGGCACAACUGGUAACUGAUCCAGAUGGUAAACCGAGACCGUUAGUCCAGUCGGCUCUAGCCGGACCCAGUGUGGCUCCCAAAGCUGAAGCUUCACCCAUAAUUCAGCCAGUGCCUGCUACAAAGAAUGUUCCACAGGUUGAUCGUACAAAAAAACCAGCAGUUAAGUUGCCUGAAGAUCAUAGAAUAAAAUCUGAAAGUACAGAUCAGAAUGGAAGAGUUCUUUCUGACCGAUCCACCAAGCCAGUAUUUACCCCUCCAGCCACCAUGUUAACAGAUGAAGAAAAGGCUCGCAUUCAUGAAGAAACAGCCCUUCUUAUGGAAAAGAAUAGACAGGAGAAGGAACUGUGGGAAAGGCAGCAGAAGGAACAGAAAGAGAAGCUGAGAAGGGAGGAACAAGAGCGCAAAGCUGGAAAGACCCAGGAUGCAGAAGAACGGGACUUCACUGAGAAUCAGCACAAAGCAAAGGAUGGACAAGAGAAGAGAGACAGCAAACAGACCAAGGCGGAAGACAGAGAGCCCCCAGCAGAUGGGGCCCAGGACGCCACAGGAACGCAAAGACAAAGUAAGAGUGAACAUGAUGCUUCCGAUGCUAAGGUAUCUGUGGAAGGUAAAAGGUGUCCCAUGUCAGAAGUGCAGAAGAGGCCAGCAGAUGUGUCGUCUGCAUCCUCCAUGUCGGGAGAGCUGAGUGCAGGCAAGGCUCAGCGAGAACCUUUGACAAGAGCAAGAAGUGAAGAAAUGGGGAGAAUUGUGCCAGGACUGCCUUUAGGCUGGGCCAAGUUUCUUGAUCCAAUCACUGGGACUUUUCGUUACUACCAUUCACCCACAAACACGGUUCACAUGUAUCCGCCUGAGAUGGCUCCUUCAUCUGUGCCUCCUUCCACCCCUCCCACUCACAAAGUCAAGCCCCAGAUCCCUGCCGAGCGGGACAGGGAGCCAUCUAAACUGAAGCGCUCCUACUCCUCACCAGACAUCACUCAGGCCCUGCAGGAGGAGGAAAAGAGGAGGCCAGCAGUGACCCCGACAGUCAACCGGGAGAACAAGCCGCCGUGUUACCCUAAAGCUGAGAUCUCGAGGCUUUCUGCUUCUCAGAUUCGGAACCUCAAUCCCGUUUUUGGAGGAUCUGGACCAGCUCUUACUGGACUUCGUAAUUUGGGAAAUACUUGUUACAUGAACUCAAUAUUACAGUGCCUGUGCAAUGCUCCACAUUUGGCUGAUUAUUUCAACCGAAACUGCUACCAGGACGAUAUCAACAGGUCAAAUUUGUUGGGGCAUAAAGGUGAAGUGGCAGAAGAAUUUGGUAUAAUCAUGAAGGCACUGUGGACAGGACAGUAUAGAUACAUCAGUCCAAAAGACUUUAAAGUCACCAUUGGUAAGAUUAAUGACCAGUUUGCAGGAUCCAGCCAGCAAGAUUCACAAGAGCUGCUUCUGUUCCUCAUGGAUGGCCUCCACGAGGAUCUGAAUAAGGCUGACAAUCGGAAGAGGCAUAAGGAAGAGAACAAUGACCACCUCGAUGACUUUAAAGCGGCAGAACAUGCCUGGCAGAAGCACAAGCAGCUCAACGAGUCCAUUAUUGUUGCACUCUUUCAGGGUCAGUUCAAAUCCACAGUGCAGUGCCUCACCUGUCACAAGAAGUCUCGGACAUUCGAGGCUUUCAUGUAUUUGUCUUUGCCACUAGCAUCCACAAGUAAAUGUACUUUACAGGACUGCCUUAGAUUAUUUUCCAAAGAAGAAAAGCUUACAGAUAACAACAGAUUUUACUGCAGCCAUUGCCGAGCUCGGCGGGAUUCUCUAAAGAAAAUAGAAAUCUGGAAAUUGCCUCCUGUGCUGUUAGUACACCUGAAACGAUUCUCCUAUGACGGCAGGUGGAAGCAGAAACUGCAAACAUCCGUGGAUUUCCCAUUAGAAAAUCUUGACCUGUCACAGUAUGUUAUUGGCCCAAAAAGCAGUUUGAAGAAAUAUAACUUGUUUUCUGUUUCAAACCACUACGGCGGGCUCGAUGGAGGCCACUACACGGCCUACUGUAAAAACGCGGCGAGGCAGCGCUGGUUUAAGUUUGAUGACCACGAGGUUUCGGACAUCUCCGUGUCUUCUGUGAGGUCGUCAGCAGCUUAUAUCCUGUUUUACACCUCCCUGGGGCCACGCAUGACUGAAGCAGCCACAUAACAAGGCGUAGGGUAUGGGGUGACAUUUCUACAUUGCAGCAGCACAUCUAAUGCUUAGAGAUCAUGGCUCGCUGCAGCCGCUAUGCAGAGGAGCCCAGAACACUGGGGGCUGUGCUACUAGCACCAUAGAAUUCAGGUCAGUGCUGUUUAUCAAAAAAGAAAGAAAAAACCCUGACAUUUAACAACUAUCAUAGUGCACAUUCCUUACAGGAAUCAUUUAUUUCAAAACAAUUUUUUGAGUCUGCCCCAAAGUUAAAUAAUUCAUUAGCCAGACAUUUAUUAUUCUAUUGGUACCAAACCAUUGUAACCUCCAUUUUCCUAUCCACUGCUCUAGCCUCUUCCUACUUCUGUCCCAGCUCGACCCACUGAACUCUCUAGAAUGGCCUAACCCAGAUAGGAAUGUAUGUGUACAUAUUUACUGCACUGCUGCACAUCAGACCACUGUACAUACUUAACAGAUCCUCUGUGGACACCUAGAAAGCAUCCGUCCUUCCCACCUCUUCUAGGUAGCUGCAAUGCUUCCUUAGGGAAAUGACAGGGCAAAAUUAUUUUUCUGUUGGCUUCCGGCUGUAUUUGUGCACUAAAUCUUUAUUCUAAAAAAUGGAAACUUUAAUUUUUUAAAAAUAAUUCAUUUACAUCUACAUUAAAAUCUUAACGAGGAAAACUCAUUUGAAA